CCGGGCGGUUUUAUGACCGUACAGCCGGGGCGGACGAGCCCCAAAAAUGGUCAUGGUGAUAUCAAUGAUAGCUGCCGAUCUACAUACUACUUAUCAUCGAGUCCGGACGGUAUGCAACGUCGGCUUGGGAUAUCGAGAUUGGUACCCAAACAAGCCGGAAAGCCCAACCAAACCGUUUUCCGGGCAGUGAAAGGGAAGGCAAGAAAAGAAAAGAAAAACAGGUGUUUCGGGAAUAACAAAUCAAGGAAGCGAACCGGAAGCGAACGGAAGCGAAUCGCUAUUCAUCCCGUGUUUGCAUUGCCCCUUUUUGCAAGCCACCAACCACGCGCGCAAUAAACCACACACACAAUAAACCCCACACGCAGUCCUCCCUGGCCAUCACACCCCCAGAGACGAAAAGAAGAGAAAAGAAGCCACAGCAGCAGUAAGCCUGCCUGGUAAGACCAGUCCAGCCCAGCCCAGCCCAGCCAGUACCCAGCUUCGGAGAGGCGACCAAUCCCAAAAAUGCCCGCAGCAGGCGACCACACCCACCAGCAGCAGCAGCAGCAGCAGCAGCAGCAGCAGCAGCCCUCGUACCUGAUCGUGGGCGCCGGCGUCUUUGGCGUGUCGACGGCGUACCACCUGAUCCGCGCGCACCCGGGGGCCAGCGUGACGCUGGUGGACCGGGACGCGGCCGACGCCGAGUCGCGCGUGGCGGCGUCUUGGGACUGGAACAAGGUGGUGCGGGCCGACUACGACGACCUGGCCUACUGCCGGCUGGCGCUCGAGGCCCAGGACGUGUUCGAGUCGGACCCGCUGUGGAAGCCCUACUUCCACAAGACGGGCGUCUACUGGAUCUGCCGCAGCGACUACGCCAAGGAGGUCAUGGCGCACCACCGCGCCGCCGGCCGCGGCGACGACAUCGUGGCCGUCCCCAUCGACGAGGCCAAGAAGCUGUACGGCGGCAUCUUCAAGGACGCCGACUACAGCGGCGCCAAGGAGGUGCUGGUCAACCGCGCGAGCGGCUGGGCCGCCGCCGGCGACUGCCUGCGGGCCGUGACGCGGCGCGCCGUGGAGCUGGGCGUCAGGUACGUGGUGGCCGAGACGGCGGUGCUGGAGCUGGACGGCCGCGGCGGCUGCAGGGGCGUGAGGACCACGGACGGGAGGACCCUCACGGCCGACCGCACCAUCCUGUGCACGGGCGCCUACACCCCCAAGCUGCUGGAGCUGAGCGCGGCGGCCACGGGCGUCGAUGCCCUGCGGUCCGGCGAUAGGAUCCUGGCCGCCGGCAUCACGACCGGCAUGGCGGAGCUGGACGAGGAGCAGUACAAAACCUACGCGGAUAUGCCGGUGGGGUUCCAGGGAUAUGUGGGAUAUGGUAAACCAUUCAUCGGCACUCUCCCACCAACAAAAGACAGGGAGCUCAAAUGGUGGGGAUCCAAGAUCUUCACCAACAUGACAGAGGUGCUGCCAGGGAGACACAUAUCGGCGCCUCCGCCGGCCAGCGACUAUGCGCAAUGGAACGUGUCGCGCAGGCAAAAGGCCGACAUUGUGGAGCAAAAGGAUCUGUGGUACGGCGAAAAGAGCAAAAACUGGAAGAUGACCAAGCACAGGAUUUGCUGGGAUGCCUUCACGACGAGCUCCGACUUUAUCAUCUCGCCUCACCCGGCAGCCAAGGGUCUGUACGUGGCCACGUGCGGCUCGUUCCACGGCUUCAAGUUCUUCCCGGUGCUGGGCAAGUGCGUGAUGCAGAUGCUCAACGGGGAAUUGACGCCCGAGCUGAAGCAGAGGUGGGCCUGGGAUCGGGAGCGGCCGGACUACUUGAAAAACCCCGAGUAUCCAAAUUCGGAUAUGAGGGAUUUGGUGGAUGUGGUAGCGAAGCUAUAGACUUUUUUUCUUUCUUUCCUCUUCGGAGAGGGGACGUUUUUUUUUGUUAUGAAUCUCUUUUGUUUAUGAAAGUAUGUUUUUUUUUGUCCAUGGUUACGGCGAAAGCGGGGAUGAUUGACGCAGCGAAAGGGGAGAAACAAAUGAAUGCAUGCUGAUAUGACCCAAAAAUGAGUUAAUGCAUCCGUGUUAAGAUCAAUGGAGCGAAGCAAAACUCUGGAGCAGGCAUCGCGCCGGCCGGCAAACCUGGUUUAGGGGCUCCCCGAUCGAGAUUUAGCGCAUCCAAUCCUCCGCCAAUUCACAAUCAU
Molecule: messenger RNA, 2171 nt
Organism: Pyricularia oryzae 70-15
Lineage: Eukaryota; Fungi; Ascomycota; Sordariomycetes; Magnaporthales; Pyriculariaceae
Product: sarcosine oxidase
Exons: 3
Coding region: 505-1866 (453 amino acids)
Molecular function (GO): sarcosine oxidase activity; flavin adenine dinucleotide binding; saccharopine oxidase activity
Source: RefSeq, a predicted model, not a curated record